AUGCGGGCGGAGACCGUGAGCGUGAGCGUGAGCGUACACCGUCACAGAGGACGGCUCCCUGCUCCUCCACGCGGCCCAGGUGACGGACACGGGCCGCUACCUGUGCAUGGCCACCAACCCGGCCGGGACCCAGCGGAGGAGGGUGGACCUGCAGGUGCACGUGCCGCCUUCUGUCGCCGGCGGGCGCUCAGACCUCACGGUGACGGUGAACGUCCAGACCACCCUGGCCUGCGAGGCCACCGGCAUCCCCAAGCCCAGCGUGAGCUGGACCAAGAACGGCGGGCCCUGAACACGGACCAGAACCAGAACCUGUACCGGUUACUGUCGUCUGGCUCCCUGGUUGUCAUGGCGCCCACGGUGGAGGACACGGCGACGUAUGAGUGUCUGGCCUCCAACGAGGCCGGAGAGGACUCCCGCACCGUCAACCUCACUGUUCAAGUGCCCCCCUCCCUGGCGGACGCGCCCUCGCAGCUGGAGGUGCUCCGGCUGGCCCCGGUGGUCCUGGGCUGCUCUGCGUCCGGAGUCCCUGAGCCGACUAUCACCUGGAGCCGGGACGGAGUGGAGCUGUCCAAUCAGGGAGCAGGUUACACCGUCCUGCCCUCAGGGCCGCUGGAGAUCCCCUCGGCCGAGCUGCGGCACGCCGGGCGCUACCUCUGCGUGGCCCAGAACGCGGCGGGCUCCACCCAGCGGCGUGUGCAGCUCAGCGUGCUCGAGACGCCCCUGAUCCUGGAGCACCCGUCCCACCUGGACGUGAUCCUCCACAGCCCGGUCACCCUGCCCUGCAGAGCCACCGGCUCGCCCAGACCCUCCGUCCGCUGGCAGAGGGAGGGCAUCAACACCCACACCCGGGGCGCUGGCUUCACCGUCCUCCCCACCGGAGCUCUGCUCAUCUCCAAGGCCUCGGCAACCGACGCCGGGACCUACAUGUGUGUGGCGCAGAACCCAGCCGGGACCGCCCUGGGCAAGACCAAGCUCAGGGUCCAGGUGCCUCCGGCCAUCAGCUCCGACGCCGCCCACUACCUGCGCCGCCUGGACUCCUCGGUGACGCUGCGUUGCCACGCCGACGGCUCCCCCCCCCCCUCCAUCUCCUGGCACAAAGACGGCGGUCCGCUGGCGGAGUCCCUGCGGCUGCGGCCGCUGGCCUCGGGCUCCCUGCAGAUCGCCUUCGCCCGGCCCGGCGACACCGGCCGCUACACCUGCCUGGCGGCCAACCCCGCCGGCUCGGCCAGCCGGGAGAUGAGCCUCACCGUGCAGAUCCCUCCCUCCAUCAGGGGCGGGGCUCUGGAGGUGGCGGUGGUGGCGGGGGGCCAGGCGCAGCUGCUGUGCUCCGCCGAGGGGGUCCCGCAGCCCUCCCUGUCCUGGGAGAAGGAGGGCGUCCCGCUCAGCCAGAGCACCGGGGAGUUCACCGUCCUGCCCUCGGGGGAGCUGCUCCUCGACGCCGCUCAGCCCGAUGACGCUGGCCUCUACACCUGCGUGGCCACCAACGCGGUGGGGGAGGACAGCCACACGGUGGCGCUGUCCGUCCACACCCCGCCGGUCUUCAGCCGCCUGCCGGGGGACGUGGCCCUCAGCAGGGGGGGGCGCCUGGCGCUGGGCUGUGGGGCCGCCGGGGCCCCCCUCCCCAAGAUCACCUGGGCCUUCAACCACAGCACCCUCCCAGCGCACCACGACCACAUGGGCCACAGCGAGCUGGUGAGGGAGCGGGUGACCAAGGAGGACUCCGGCUCCUACACCUGCGUGGCCGAGAACACCGCCGGCACCAUCAAGGCUGUGGCCUUCGUCUACGUCAAAGAGCCGCCCGUCAUCGAUGGGGACGUCCACUCCAGCCGCGUCGAGCCCCUAGGGGGCACCGCCGUGCUGCACUGCGAGGUCCGGGGCGACCCCCCGCCCGCCAUCACGUGGAGCCGUGGGGGCGUCGCCAUGGAGACCAGCGAGCGCGUCCGCCAGCUGACCAACGGCUCCCUGGCGAUCUACGGCACCGUGGGCGAGGACGCGGGGAGCUACCUGUGCGUGGCCACCAACGAGGCGGGGGCGGUGGAGAGGAGUGUGUCCCUGGUGUUGCAGAGUGCGCCCAGCGUCAGGGUGGAGCCGCUGGAGGCCCUGGUGGACGCCGGCUCCACCCUGCUGCUCCACUGCCGGGCGGGGGGGGAGCCCACCCCGCUCCUGGAGUGGUCCCGCCACGGCCGCCCCCUGCUGGCCAGCGAGCGCCUCUCCACCCUGGCCAACGGCUCGCUGCGGCUCAGCGGCGUCCAGCGAGAGGACACAGCCGAGUACGAGUGCGUGGCCCGGAACCUGCUGGGUGCCGCGGCGGCCCGCGUGGCGCUCACCGUGAGAGUGCACGGCGGCUACGCAGAGUGGACGCAGUGGGGCCCCUGCAGUGUGUCCUGUGGGGCCGGGGCCCAGAAGAGGCUGAGGCAGUGCAACAAACCCCUCCCUGCCAACGGGGGGCGCCACUGUGCAGGGCUGGACUCAGAGACACGCAGCUGUCAGGGAAAGCCCUGCCCAGUGGACGGGCGCUGGUCCGAGUGGUCCGUGUGGGAGGAGUGCUCUCGGAGCUGCGGCCAGGGCAACAGGACGCGGGUGCGGAGCUGCAGUAGCCCUCCCGCUCAGCACGGGGGCGCUGUCUGCGAGGGCCGGGCCGUGGAGGCCAUCCUGUGCAGCGUCAGGCCCUGCCCUGUGGCGGGGAGCUGGGCCGCCUGGUUGCCAUGGAGCCCCUGCAGCGAGACGUGUGGUGAGGGCACGCAGAGCAGGCUCCGCCUCUGCAACGACCCCCCCCCGGCCUUCGACGGGCCGCGCUGCGCCGGGCCGGACGCUCAGACCCAGCUCUGCAGGGAGAGACCCUGUCCCGUGGACGGGAAGUGGUCAUCAUGGGUGAGCUGGGGAGCCUGUGGGGUUUCCUGUGGGGGCGGGACCCGCCAGAGGACACGCCUCUGCGCCAGCCCCGCCCCCCAGCAUGGGGGCAGGCAGUGUGAGGGCAGCGACGUGCACACAGACUUCUGCAACAGCGAGCCCUGCCCAGUGGCCGGGCACUGGGCCCCCUGGGGCGGCUGGGGCGGCUGCAGCAGGACCUGCGCCGGGGGGCAGGCCCGGCGCUACAGGUCAUGUGACAACCCCAGACCGGCCAAUGGGGGCCGAGCGUGUGCAGGGGCGGACACACAGAUACAGAGAUGCAACACGGACAGCUGCCCAGUGGACGGUAGCUGGGGCUCCUGGCAGCCCUGGGGGGGCUGCUCCUCCUCCUGCGGGGGGGGCGAGAGGACGCGGGUCCGACUGUGUAACAGUCCGUCGCCAGGCAACGGGGGCCGACCCUGUCCAGGGGACGUCUCCCAGCUGUCCAGGUGUCACACUCAAGCAUGCCCAGGCGGGCCCCAGACGGCGCGCGGGAGCAUCAUCGGCAACAUCAACGACAUCGAGUUCGGCAUCGCCAUCCUAAACGCCACCGUCUCCGACAGCCAAUCCGGGGGCCGCCUCGUCCAGGCCACCGUCACCAACGUGCCGAGGACCUUAGGCCCGGCCAUGAGGCAGCUGGUCUCCCUCCUGACCCCCGUCUACUGGACCGCCGCGCGGGAGCUGGGGGCGGCGGCCAACGGCUUCACGCUGACCGGGGCGCACUUCAGGAGGGAGACGCAGGUGGAGUUCGCUACAGGUGAGGUCCUGAGGAUGACCCACAUCGCCAGGGGGCGGGACUCUGACGGAGCGAUGCUAUUGGACAUCGUGGUGAACGGACACAUCCUCCAGCUGCCCUCGCACGUGGACGUCGCCAUCAAGGACUACACCGAGGACUACGUCCAGAUGGGGCCGGGCCAGCUCUACGCUCUGUCCACCCGCAUGUUCAGCAUCGACCGGGAGAGCGUGCCCUACUCCUGGAACCACACCAUCACCUACGACGCCACCAAGGGCAAGAUGCCCUACCUGGUGGAGACCCUGCACGCCUCUGGCAUCAAGGCGCUCUACCGCCCCCUGGAGGAGACGCUGGAGUAUCACAUCCACGCCGCCAUAGCCAAGGGGGACCGCAGUAACCAGUGUCCCCAGGGCUUCCUGCUGGACUCUGCUGGGCCGUACUGCGCUGAUGAGAAUGAGUGUGAGGUGGGGAGCCCUUGUUCUCACAGCUGCCACAACGCCAUUGGCUCCUACUACUGCUCCUGUCCCCAGGGCCUCACCAUCUCCGCAGACGGACGUAGCUGUCAGGAUAUCGAUGAGUGUUCCCUGGGCGGGCACAUGUGCCGCGGCGACCAGGACUGUGAGAAUACGAUUGGCUCGUAUCGGUGUGUCAUGCGCUGUGGGCGGGGCUUCAGGAGAACGGCAGACGGCCUGAGUUGCACCGAUGUGAACGAGUGUCAGGAGUCCAACCCGUGUAACCAGCGCUGCCUGAACACCGUGGGAAGCUACCGCUGUGGCUGUGACCCCGGCUACCACCUCAGGAACCGACGCUGUCUGGAUGUCAACGAGUGCCGGCAGCGGGUGUGUCGCUCGGACCAGCAGUGCAGGAACACGCGGGGCAGCUACACCUGCACCGACCUCUGUCCCAGCGGGAUGACCAAGAGCUCCAACGGCACCUGUGUUGACCUGGACGAGUGCAGGGACGGCACCCACCUGUGCAGGUACAACCAGGUGUGUGAGAACACGCGGGGCAGCUACCACUGCGCCUGCCCCCGCGGACACCGAUCCCAGGGGGUGGGACUGCCCUGCGUCGACAUCGAUGAGUGCGCCCGGCACCCUCCGCCCUGCGCCCACACCUGCUCCAACACCCCGGGCAGCUUCAGGUGCCGCUGCCCGCCAGGGCGCUACCUGCUGGGCGACGGCCAGUCCUGCGCCGGCCUGGAGCAGCUGCCCCGCUACGAGAGCUACGAGAGCUACCUGUACGGCUACCGCGCCUCGCAGGGCUCCCCGGAGCGCCUGUACCACAACCUCGCCUCCCAGAGCUUCCACAGCCGCGCGGGACAGGAGCGGGGCCCCGGCCCCGGCCCCCGCCGCCCGCGCAGAGCUAGCGGUGCGCGGGGCCCCGGCGGCGGAGCUAGCGGCGCGCGGGGCCCCGGCGGCGGAGCUAGCGGUGCGCGGGGCCCCGGCGGCGGAGCUAGCGGCGCGCGGGGCCCCGGCGGCGGAGCUAGCGGCGCGCGGGGCCCCAGCGGCGGAGCUAGCGGUGCGCGGGGCCCCGGCGGCUGUCCGCGGGGCUUUGAGCCCGGGGCCGGUCGCUGCUUAGACAUCAACGAGUGUGAGGUGCAGGACGCCUGCCAGCACGAGUGUGUGAACAGCGCUGGGAGCCACCGCUGUCUCUGUCCCGCCGGCUACCGCCUCAUGACCAACGCCAAGACCUGCCAAGAUAUUGAUGAAUGCCUGGAGCAGAACAUCCAGUGUGGCGCCAACAGGAUGUGCUUCAACAUGAGAGGAAGUUACCAGUGCAUCGACACGCCCUGUCCCCCCAACUACCAGAGAGAUCCAGACACAGGCUUCUGCCUGAAGAGCUGCCCCCCCAACGACCUGGAGUGUGCGCUGAGCCCCUACGCGCUGGAGUACAAGCUGCUGGCGCUGCCACGGGGCAUCGGCGCCGCCCAGGACCUGAUCCGGCUGGUCGCCUACACCCAGGAGGGCGUGAUGCACCCGCGCACCACCUUCCUGGAGGUGGAGCCGGCCCCCACCUCGCCCUUCGCCCUGCGGGACGAGCACCUGAAGGGGGUGCUGUUCACCACGCGCGCCCUGCAGGAGCCGCGCACCUACCGCAUGAGGGUCCGCGCGCUCUCCUACAGCCAGGAGGGGGCGCUGGAGUACCAGACCACCUUCAUCGUGUACAUCGCCGUCUCCACCUACCCGUACUGAGAGGGGGCUAGGGCCCUAACCCUAACCCCAGUAGUCUGACGGGGGGCUAAGGGCCCUAACCCUAACCCCAGUAGUCUGACCGGGGGCUAGGGCCCUAACCCUAACCCUAACCCCAGUAGUCUGACGGGGGCUAAGGGCCCUAACCCUAACCCCAGUAGUCUGACGGGGGCUAGGGCCCUAACCCUAACCCUAACCCCAGUAGUCUGACGGGGGCUAAGGGCCCUAACCCUAACCCCAGUAGUCUGACCGGGGGCUAGGGACUCCUUCACCGGCCACCGGAGCGUCUCACGGCCCACCGGUCUGUUGGGGGAAAGACUUCAACAGAAACCAGCAGGAACCUUCUCCCUCAGGACUCUCGGAUGUGUUAUAAUAAUAAUAAUAAUACUUCAUUAUAUUUAAAUAGCGCUUCUCAAUGACCCAAAGACGCUUACAGUGAAGUAGGGGACCUAACUCACCACCACCAGCGUGCAGCACCCACUUGGGUGAUGCACGGCAGCCAAUCUGCGCCAGUUAUCUUAUCUAAUUUGUCUCCAUGCUGUCCUCUCAUUGGCUGCCCUAAGGCUGCUCUCAUUCUAUUGGUGCACAGCCGACCCUGGACUGUAGGCCCCUCCCUGCCUCACAGCGAUGUGAAUACCUAUUUUACAUCUUAUUAUUAACUUAUUUGGAUUGUGCUUGAACAGGGCAAUACAACACCAAACCAGGCAGCCCUGGAUAGGUAGUAAUCAAAGCAUAAUAAUUACUUAAUUAGUGUUCAGUGGUUCCAGAAGCUAUGUGUCCCAUGUCCUCAGGUAAUCCAGGUCAGCACGGGUCCAAUAAGAGAAAGAAACACCGUAAGAGCAGGAUCAAUCAUGUGCCUUGAUAUUCCAUCAGCAGCGAAUUAUCGAGAUGUAUUGUAUUUUUAUUAUUUGUAUAUAGUGUGUGCUCAUAAUGUAUUGCUAUAAUGUACUGUAUCCAAUUUUUUUAUAAAAGAAAAACACUCCAAUUGAAAAUUGUGCCUGUAUUGCUUUUAUAUCAAAACAGUUGCACAAUUUAACAACAGUUUUGCAUUCUAAAUGCUAUAAAUCUUAAAUGCCAAUAAUAGUUUGUUCAACAUACACACAUCUCAUGAGCUUUAAUACUUUUUAUUGUUUUGUCAGAAAAGCAUAAACAUAAAAAAGAAAUAAGGCAGUUGGUCCAUCAUGCUUUUUGUCACUUGCUAGAUGUGCACAGAUUGAAAAUAUCCGAUAACAAAAGUAAACUGACAUUUUUCAUUAUUUUCCUUCACAAUAAUGUGCAACACUAGCCAUUACUGCAGUGAAAAGGUAUUUCAUUAUUUCAACAUCUGGAUGUAUCGCCUGAUUAAAGUAUUAACCAAUGUGGUAGAAAACCAUUACCGAUUAUAGAAUAUACUUUUGAAAGUGAUUUACACAUGACUGAAACAUUGUGGCCUUGUCAAAGUUACUCUCCUUUGGAACUGAAUUGGCAGUGA
This is a messenger RNA of Gadus macrocephalus (Pacific cod), 7282 nucleotides long. RefSeq names its product hemicentin-1-like. Gene Ontology annotation, molecular function: fibroblast growth factor binding; fibroblast growth factor receptor activity; calcium ion binding. The coding region runs from base 1 to 5814 and encodes 1937 amino acids. Lineage: Eukaryota; Metazoa; Chordata; Actinopteri; Gadiformes; Gadidae. The transcript has 36 exons. Gene Ontology annotation, cellular component: plasma membrane. The record is from RefSeq and is a predicted model, not a curated record.